Molecule: messenger RNA, 1726 nt
Organism: Spirometra erinaceieuropaei
Lineage: Eukaryota; Metazoa; Platyhelminthes; Cestoda; Diphyllobothriidea; Diphyllobothriidae
Source: the annotation of a GenBank genome assembly
AUGCUAGCUACAGCCGAGAUAGUGGCUAUACGGUAAGCUAAUUCAGUUCUGUGUCUUUAGAAGGCGUUGACACAGGCGCUCUGUCUUCCGUGGCCAUCUUUGCCCCUAGUUAGGUAUUACAAACCGUAUAACCCCUUGAUGACAGUGAUGUAUACUUCACGUAUCCGAUGAGAAAACAUCACUUACAGGCUACGUCACCCCACCGUUUUGUCUGGCAAUCAUAAGACGACGACCUCGCCAUACGGAUGGCUUGGGAAUGAUGAGUGUUUAUAAUUCCCGAAUCGCUUAGGAGCACUGUGUAUUGCUCACAUUUUCAAUUUCUGUGUGACUGCACUGGCCUGAAGAUGAGUUGCCAAUAAACUAAUGUUUUCCAAAUUGAAUUAUCGAUUAUUUGAUUGGUUCGACCGCAAGUUGUACAUCCGUGAGUAACGGUCAUCCUGUAGAUGCAGAAGGUGGCCGGAAUUUCGCCGCCAGACAGAGGUCAGUGUCGGAACACUGAAGACGAAAUUUGUGUCAUUCAGAAAGCAUGCAGAGCGGUUACCACCCAGACGAGACAAAUGAUGUUACCUGCUACAAGCCUCACUCCAAACCCAUGACUGGACAUACCCUACACCACAACACAAAAGCCACAUGGAGGAUACUUAAACCUAUCCGGGCCGGAAUUAAACUGAGAACCAGGCGAGUUUACUUGCGCGGGGGGAGUGUGCAGUUGGAAACUCCAUCGAUAAUUUGACUGCGGAGUGAAUGCGCUGGGGGCUGCAGACGCACUGCUCUAAUUGAAGUAACCGUGCUAUUCCGGAACGGUAAUGCCGGCAUAGGGGUUUCGCUGUUUCUUUUCAAGAUGUGAGGAUUGAAAGGAUAUAUGUUGUGCCUAGGGGUAAGUUGACCCAAACAACGGACCACACGGGAGCCAGAGCUAUGUCCUGCACACGCUAUUGAACUGGACACUCAUAACAAAGGCGGGGAAGAAAAUUGUGAUGUCACGUCUAGGCGCAGGUACGUGCCGUGCCGGCCACCGACGACUAAAACUGCCUCCGGUAUUUUUGACUGAGACCUGACAUUGAGUACACACCUGCACGGCGAACCCUUCAAACACACGCCCUCACUCCAUCUGAAUAUUUAAGAAACUUUUAAAUACAUACCCGUGUCUAUUUGAAAAUUGAAAUUUGAGAACUUCUGACUAGCUUUAGAAGAAGAGUACGCAGUUCUGAUAAACAGAAGUGAAAUUAUAUAUUUACGUACGGCUAUGUAUAAUAGAAUGCGAGAGCUUGCAACGACAAUACGUCACUGAAGACGAACAGAAUAAGUUUGAUAGGAAUCUGACUUGAUCAUUUGAUUAGGAGCUUUAUUUGCCUGACGUUUCGGGUUCACGCCCGAACCCAUCGUCAAAUACAGUAUCAGCUACGAGUGAGUUUGGCUAGUACAAAGUGUCGUCUCAGAAUCUGCCUGUUUGAAGCUGGUCCUAUGAUUCAUGACGCAAAAUGAUUCACUAUCCCUUUAUUAAGUCAGGCCAGCACCGCUGACUGCAAUCUCCUACAUACCACCACCACCACCACCACCACCACCACCACCACCACCACCACCACCACCACCACCACCACCACCACCACCACCAACACCCCCACCACCAGCAAAACCAUCGUCACCAAAACCACCACCACUACCACCACCAUCACAAAAUUAUGUUUAUGCUAGCCGAAAACAUUUUGGUACCAUGUUUAUUUAA